Messenger RNA from Ilex paraguariensis (yerba mate), 564 nucleotides. The record is from the annotation of a GenBank genome assembly. NCBI's taxonomy places the organism in Eukaryota, Viridiplantae, Streptophyta, Magnoliopsida, Aquifoliales, Aquifoliaceae.
AUGGGUAUCGAUUUAGUCGCCGGCGGCAAAAGAAAGAAAACCAAGCGCACUGCGCCAAGAUCUGAUGAUAUUUACCUCAAGCUCCUUGUCAAGCUAUACCGAUUUCUGGUUCGAAGAACCGGAAGCAAAUUCAAUGCGGUGAUACUGAAGCGGCUCUUCAUGAGCAAGAUCAACAAGCCUCCGAUGUCUCUCUCCAGGUUGAUUCGAUUUAUGCAAGGAAAGGAGGACAAGAUAGCUGUGAUUGUUGGGACUGUGACUGAUGAUAUUAGGGCUUAUGAGGUGCCGGCAUUGAAAGUGACUGCUUUGAGGUUCACGGAGAGGGCGAGAGCCAGAAUCGAGAAGGCAGGUGGAGAGUGUCUGACUUUUGAUCAGUUGGCUCUCAGAGCUCCUCUUGGUCAGAACACGAUUUUACUCAGAGGUCCAAAGAAUGCCCGUGAAGCAGUGAAACAUUUUGGCAAAGCUCCUGGUGUGCCCCACAGCCACACCAAACCAUAUGUUCGGUCAAAGGGAAGGAAAUUUGAGAGAGCCAGAGGAAAAAGGAACAGCAGAGGAUUUAGGGUUUGA